AUGCCGCACGCCUUCAAGCCCGGGGACUUGGUGUUUGCCAAGAUGAAGGGCUACCCGCACUGGCCGGCCCGGAUUGAUGACAUUGCUGAUGGUGCUGUGAAGCCCCCACCCAACAAGUACCCCAUCUUCUUCUUUGGUACACAUGAAACAGCCUUCCUGGGACCCAAAGACCUAUUUCCCUACGACAAGUGGAAAGAAAAGUACGGGAAACCCAACAAGAGGAAAGGCUUCAAUGAGGGACUGUGGGAGAUCCAGAACAAUCCCCACGCCAGUUACAGUGCCUCUCUGCCGGUGAGUUCUUCUGACAGUGAGGCCCCUGAAGCUGACACAGCCGGCAGGAGUGAGGACGAUGAAGACAGGGGGGUCAUGACUGUUACAGCCGUGACUACUGCAGCCGCCAGCGACAGGAUGGAGAGCGAUUCGGACUCAGACAAGAGCAGUGACAACAGCAGUCUGAAGCGAAAAGCAUCAACUUUGAAGAUGUCGGUCUCAAAACGAGCCCGGAAGGCCUCCAGUGACCUGGAUCAGGCUAGUGUGUCCCCAUCUGAGGAGGAGAACUCUGAAAGCUCAUCUGAGUCAGAGAAGACCAGUGACCAGGAUUUCACCCCUGAGAAGAAAGCCAUGGUUCGGGUGCCACGGCGGGGCGCCCUGGCAGGACGGAAGAAAAAGAAGCCACCAUCGGCCUCUGACUCAGACUCCAUACCGGAAUCUGAAGGGGUCAAAGUUGAGCCAGUGGCCGUGACCAGGUCAGCCUCUUCCUCCUCUUUGGCCUCCUCGUCCUCCUCCUCAGACUCCGACGUGUCCGUAAAGAAACCUCCCAGGGGCAGGAAGCCAGCUGAAAAGCCUCCCCCAAAGCCCCGCGGGCGGAAACCGAAGCCUGAACGGCCCCCGAGCAGCUCAAGCAGUGACAGCGACAGCGAGGAGGUAGACCGGAUCAGCGAGUGGAAGCGCCGUGAUGAAGAACGGCGCCGUGAGCUGGAGGCCCGGCGGCGCCGGGAGCAGGAGGAGGAGCUGCGGCGGCUCCGGGAGCAGGAGAAGGAAGAGAAGGAGCGGAGGCGCGAACGGGCUGAGCGUGGGGAAGCCCUGCCAGGGGGCAGCGGGGGAAGCAGCGGCGAUGAGGUCAGGGAUGAAGAAGAGCCCGUCAGGAAGCAGCGUGGCCGGAAGGGACGGGGACGGGGGCCCCAGUCCUCCUCUGACUCGGAGCCGGAGGCUGAGCUGGAGAGAGAGGUGAAGAAAUCAGCUAAGAAGUUGCAGCCACAAAGCACAGAGCCUGUGAGGAGACCCAGCCAGAAGGAGAAGAAAGGGCGCCCUGAGGAGAAGCCCCGAUCCAGGCCCGUGAAGGUGGAACGAACCCGGAAGCGGUCAGAAGGGUUCCCACCCGACAAGAAGGUCGAGAAGAAGAAAGAACCUUCCGUGGAGGAGAAGCUUCAGAAACUGCACAGCGAGAUCAAGUUUGCCCUCAAGGUCGAUAAUCCGGAUGUGAAGAGGUGUUUGAAUGCACUAGAGGAGCUUGGGACCCUGCAGGUGACCUCACAUAUCCUCCAGAAGAACACUGAUGUGGUGGCCACGUUGAAAAAGAUUCGCCGUUACAAGGCCAACAAGGAGGUGAUGGAGAAGGCUGCGGAAGUCUACACCCGGCUCAAGUCUCGGGUCCUGGGACCAAAGAUUGAGGCCAUUCAGAAGGCAACCAGGACUGGAGUGGAGAAGGAGCCGACUGAGGCGGAGAAGCCUGAGGAGGCUCCAGCUGGAGAGGAGGCCCCGUCGGAGAGGGCAGAGGAUGAGGCCGGUGCUGAUCUCUCAGCCUCUGUGAAUGGUGAGGCCACAUCCCAGAAGGGUGGGAGCAUGGAGGACAAGGAACAGGAGGAAGGACAGAACUCGGAAGAGGGGCCGGUGGGGGGCUCCUCUGAAGACUUGUUACACAAUGACAGCGCGAGGGAGGGCCCCGACCUGGACGGGCCUGGGAAGGACCGGCAGGAGCGCCAGAGGGCGCGCGUGGACUCUGAGUCCCUGGACGACGAGGACAGCUGA
Messenger RNA from Pipistrellus nathusii (Nathusius's pipistrelle), 2028 nucleotides. The record is from the annotation of a GenBank genome assembly. Lineage: Eukaryota; Metazoa; Chordata; Mammalia; Chiroptera; Vespertilionidae.